UGCCGCGCAGGUUGUGUUUAGUUUUAAAUACGCAAAAACAAAAACGCAGUAAUCGUAUAAUGGAUUGGUCGCAAGACGAAACAUUUAAGUUCAUAGAACUAUUUCAAAAAGAACGAAUAAUUUGGGACCCUAAACAUAAAUGCCACAAGAACAGCCAAAAAGUUAGCGAUGCAUGGGCGAGAUUGUCCGAAAUAAUGGGAAGAUCUCAAACAGAAUUAAAAAACAAGAAAAAUUCUCUCAUGGCUACAUUUCGCCAGCUACUCCGGCGCAAAAAACAAUCAGUAAGGUCCGGCGCAGGAGAAGAUGAUAUUUACAAGCCAGUGUGGUUGUAUUACGAUGCUAUGGAAACAUUUUUGGCAUCCAUUUACGAGUGUAACACCACAGUGAGCACUGAAGAAAGACAAAUAACAUCAGAUCCAGAUAAUGUCAACGAGGAUAGUGACAAUAUUGAUCGCCAUGGUAACGAACAAAAUAACGAGCUUAUUAGUGACAAUAAUAAUGCCCAGAGCAAUGUACAGAAUAGCGAGAAAGACAAACCAGCGAACAAUAAAAAAAUAUUUAAAUCACCUGUCAAAAAAAAGCGUCCUCGUGAAGAUUGCGACACAGAGAUUCAGAAGAAUAUAAAAGACACGGUAUCUAAUUUAAACAGCAUAUUAUUGAACAGGAAGGAAACUGACGAGUGCGACAUGUACGCGCAGUUAUUGGCUACAAGAUUACGAGAAUAUUCAAAACAAGAACGGCGUCAGAUUAUGCAUCGCAUUGAUGGGCUACUUUUGGCAAAUCCACCACAACAAUUGCAGCAAUUUAACCGAUACUCCAGAUCUACACCAUCGCCGAUACAUUCUAUACCAUCUUCCUCUAACUCUCCGAGUUAUAUACCAGACCGUCCUACUUCUCGUAACAACUAUGUCUUGCGACCACAACAUUCCCCGGUACAAAUAUCUAUCCCGGACCGUCCUGCUUCGCAUAACAGCUAUGUCUCGCCAUCACAACAUUCCCCCGUACAAAUAUCUAUCCCGAAUACACAUUCAGCAACUGCCACUAUUGAUACCGUUUUACCAUCACAAAAUUUCACUAUCCUUUCUGACGAAAUUACGCAGCCCUAUGCUUCUCAAAGCAUCAUAGAUACAGCGCUCAUAAAUGCUUUAAAUGACAAAUACAAUUAAUUUUACUAACUUUAUCUAUGUAAGUACUAAAGUAUAAAAAUAAGAAUACUAAACUUACAACUAUACUAUAUACGUUGGUGAUACCUACAAUGUAAGUUGAUGAUAGUAAAUAAGGACUACGUUUAAGCUUAAAAAUACGUAAGUUGAUGAUUACUGUAUACGUUGGUGAUACUACAGUGUAAGUUGAUGAAAAUAAAUGAAUACAUACGUAUAAGCUUAAAAAUACGUAAGUUGAUGAUUAUUCAGUGAUGUUACUAA
Messenger RNA from Pieris napi, 1424 nucleotides. RefSeq lists its product as uncharacterized. The record is from RefSeq and is a predicted model, not a curated record. The transcript is spliced from 3 exons. Bases 60 to 1166 code for a protein of 368 amino acids. NCBI's taxonomy places the organism in Eukaryota, Metazoa, Arthropoda, Insecta, Lepidoptera, Pieridae.